Messenger RNA from Globicephala melas (long-finned pilot whale), 1025 nucleotides. RefSeq names its product tropomodulin 4 (gene TMOD4). Gene Ontology annotation, molecular function: tropomyosin binding. Lineage: Eukaryota; Metazoa; Chordata; Mammalia; Artiodactyla; Delphinidae. The record is from RefSeq and is a predicted model, not a curated record. Gene Ontology annotation, cellular component: cytoskeleton; striated muscle thin filament; myofibril. Gene Ontology annotation, biological process: actin filament organization; pointed-end actin filament capping; myofibril assembly.
UCAUGUCAUCGUAUCAGAAGGAACUGGAGAAAUACAGAGACAUAGAUGAAGAUGAGAUCCUAAGGACCUUGAGCCCUGAGGAGCUAGAGCAGCUGGACUGCGAGCUACAGGAGAUGGACCCCGAGAACAUGCUCCUGCCAGCUGGACUAAGACAACGUGACCAGACAAAGAAGAGCCCAACGGGGCCGCUGGACCGAGAGGCCCUUUUGCAGUACCUGGAACAGCAGGCACUAGAGGUCAAAGAGCGUGAUGACCUGGUUCCCUACACAGGCGAGAAGAAGGGGAAACCCUAUAUUCAGCCCAAGAGAGAAAUUCCAGCCCAGGAGCAGAUCACUCUGGAGCCUGAGCUGGAGGAGGCACUGGCCCAUGCCACAGAUGCUGAGAUGUGUGAUAUAGCAGCCAUUCUGGGCAUGUACACACUGAUGAGCAACAAGCAAUACUAUGAUGCUAUCUGCAGCGGAGAAAUCUGCAACACUGAAGGCAUUAGCAGUGUGGUGCAGCCUGACAAGUAUAAGCCAGUGCCAGAUGAGCCCCCAAAUCCCACAAACAUCGAGGAGAUACUGAAGAGUGUUCGAAGCAAUGACAAGGAGCUGGAGGAGGUGAACCUCAAUAAUAUCCAGGACAUCCCGAUACCCAUGCUAACUGAGCUGUGUGAAGCAAUGAAGACAAAUACCCAUGUCCGGAGCUUCAGUCUGGUGGCCACAAGGAGUGGUGACCCCGUUGCCAGUGCGGUGGCUGACAUGUUGCGUGAGAAUCGUAGCCUCCAGAGCCUGAACAUUGAAUCCAACUUCAUUAGCAGCACAGGGCUCAUGGCUGUGCUGAAGGCAGUUCGGGAGAAUGCCACACUCACUGAGCUCCGCGUAGACAACCAGCGCCAGUGGCCUGGCGACGCAGUGGAGAUGGAGAUGGCCACCGUGCUUGAACAGUGCCCCUCCAUUGUCCGCUUUGGCUACCACUUUACACAGCAGGGGCCACGAACUCGGGCAGCCCAGGCCAUGACCCGGAACAAUGAACUGCGUGAGUAG